AUGUCGCUUGGUCGCUACACCAGGCUGGAUGAGAUUGGCCGAGGGAGUUUUGCUACAGUCUACCAGGGCGUUCAUACGAAAACGGGCACUUAUGUAGCCAUCAAGUCGGUCAACCUGUCCAAGCUGAACAAGAAAUUGAAGGAGAACCUAUCCUCCGAAAUACACAUCCUCAAAGGCCUCUACCAUCCACACAUCGUCGCCCUCAUCGACUGCCAGGAGACCUCUUCUCACAUUCAUCUGGUGAUGGAGUACUGUGCCUUGGGCGAUCUCUCCCUCUUCAUUAAGCGUCGAGAUACGCUGGGAGAUCAUCGAUAUACACGAGAUAUGAUCGCCAAGUAUCCGAACCCUCCCGGCGGCGCCCUCAAUGAAGUUGUCGUCCGUCAUUUCCUCAAACAACUAUCAAGCGCCCUCAAGUUUCUUCGUGAUCGAAAUCUCAUCCAUCGGGAUAUCAAGCCACAAAAUCUUUUGUUGUGUCCAUCCCCCUCAUCUUAUCGGAGCGGUGCGGGGAGCGGCGCGGCCACGGUGGUGCCGUUCAAAGGCUGCGAGGAUUCCUUCAACCCUGCAACCGGGGUGGAUUCGCUGCCUUUGCUCAAGAUCGCAGAUUUCGGCUUCGCGCGAUCCCUUCCGGCGACUUCCCUGGCAGAAACCUUGUGUGGCUCGCCAUUAUACAUGGCCCCCGAGAUCCUCCGAUACGAAAAGUAUGAUGCCAAGGCUGACCUCUGGUCUGUGGGUACUGUGCUCUACGAGAUGGUCGUCGGAAAGCCUCCAUUCCGGGCGACCAAUCAUGUAGAACUACUACGGAAGAUUGAGAAAGGGGAGGACAGAAUCAAAUUCCCCGAGGACAACCCAGCAUCCGAUGCUAUCAAAGCACUGAUUCGAGCGCUCUUGAAGAGGAACCCAGUUGAGCGGUUGAACUUUCCCGAAUUCUUUGAAAAUGAGGUUAUCACAGGCCCCAUCCCUGGCUUGCUUGCUGACGAUCAGCCAUCAAUAUCCCGCCAUCGUUCCGUUGACCCCGGCACCACAGAGGUACCUCCCCGACCCGAUUCUCGAUCUGGAACCAGCGUUCCAUCCGGGACGAGGCGGGAAAGGGAGGUAAACCGAGAAGAUGUGUACUCUCCACGUUCUUCUCCGCGGAACCAGAAACCUAGCACCCCGCCCACUUCGACGCCCAUGCGCCGAGUGGGAAGCACUGACAGGCCCCCAUCCGCUCCAAAGGAGUCAGAGCCGCCUAUGGCUUACCCGCAGAGACCAAACGCUGUCAGCCAUGCGACUGCUCCGGGACGGCAAGAACUUCUUGAUCGGAAAGCCACGACGACAGCUAUCGAGCGCCAGCGGAGUCGGAACACUUACUCCGAAGGCUCUCCACGGCUCGAUCAACCAGCUGACAAGCUUAAAGAGGAGCAGGAACGCGCUGCACAGGACGUUGCCUUUGAGAGGGAUUACGUGGUCGUGGAGAAGCGCGCAGUGGAAGUCAACGCGUUUGCAGAUGAACUCGCGCACAGCCCUCGCAUUCAGGGGGGACUCUCCAGAGCUGCACAAGCUGGUGCGAUUUCGCGUCGAGCAACGGUGCAAGGCGCAACACCUACCCUCUCGUCACCCCAAACGACUACCGGCAAAGCUAUGCAGGUCUUUUCCGGACGUUCCCGUGCAGAUUCGACACACCACCGCCAGGCCUCGUACGAACGGCGAUACGGACAAAGUCCCACGUCUGCAACAUCAGCUAUCUCGAAAGCACUCAAUAUGGCCAGCGGGCGGCUCUUUGGGAUGGGAUUCUCUCCACCUUUGACCAUCACAAAAGGCGGGCGGUCACCUCCCCUUGCCUACAAUCCGUUCCCGGCGUACCCUACAGCCCAUGGCAGCUUGAUGAUCAUAGGCGAUGGUGCCAAGUCGCAAGUGGCCCUGGACGAGGAUACCAAAACCGUGCAAGUCAUAGAAGAAUGUGCCACUCGCAGUGAUGUCGUAUAUGGGUUCGCCGAAGUCAAGUACAAGCAGCUCAUUCCGCUUGCCCCGUCCAUCCAGACCGACCCGUCUGCAAAGUCCAAUAUGUCUGGUGUGAGGGAUACUGCCGGUUCGACGGACGGGGACCUCACGGUCGAUGCCACCGUGACUCUAUCGGAAGAAGCCCUGGUGCUCUAUGUCAAAGCGCUAUCUUUGCUGGCAAAGUCGAUGGACAUAGCCGGGGUGUGGUGGACCCGGAAGAAUCGGGGAGAGACCUUCGGUGACCCGGUCAUGAGCCGGGCUGAUACGACAGGUGCAUUGGUUGGCACGCGGAUUAACAAUGUUGUGCAGUGGGUGCGCAACCGAUUUAACGAGGUCUUGGAGAAAGCAGAAUUCGUUCGUCUCAAGCUGAUCGAGGGGCAAAAGCGACUGCCACCUGAUCACCCCAGCCACCCCAGUAAUCACUCCGUUACAUCCUCGCUGGGCGCCGGAUCUACCGACAUCGUGGUGAGCUCAGGCGUCACGGCCGAAAAGCUCAUGUAUGAUCGUGCGCUGGAAAUGAGCCGUGCGGCGGCUAUCAAUGAGCUGACUGGUGAGGACUUGGCUGGAUGUGAGAUAGCGUACGUGACGGCGAUUCGCAUGCUGGAAGCGGUGCUGGAGGACGACGAGGUACCGGGCCUGGGCCCAGGCAAAGUCGAUACAUCUAAGGACAUGUACGAUGGGGUACCGGCUGAGGACCGCCAAGUUGUGGUCAAACUUGUCUCUAGUAUCCGUGGUCGGCUACAGGCUCUCCGCAAGAAGCUGGCAAUUCUUGCGAAACGAGCACCUACGGCCUCCGUGAAUGUCUAA
Messenger RNA from Aspergillus clavatus NRRL 1, 2787 nucleotides. It is a transcript of the gene atg1, whose product is annotated as serine/threonine protein kinase ATG1. Gene Ontology annotation, cellular component: autophagosome; cytoplasm. The transcript has 3 exons. The coding region runs from base 1 to 2787 and encodes 928 amino acids. NCBI's taxonomy places the organism in Eukaryota, Fungi, Ascomycota, Eurotiomycetes, Eurotiales, Aspergillaceae. Gene Ontology annotation, biological process: protein autophosphorylation; autophagosome organization; autophagy. The record is from RefSeq and is a predicted model, not a curated record. Gene Ontology annotation, molecular function: ATP binding; protein serine/threonine kinase activity.